Molecule: messenger RNA, 1176 nt
Organism: Periconia digitata
Lineage: Eukaryota; Fungi; Ascomycota; Dothideomycetes; Pleosporales; Periconiaceae
Source: the annotation of a GenBank genome assembly
UAUCCCCCUCUUCCAAUCUCCUCCGCAGACACACCACCAUCGAAUACAUCGCAACCACUCGUACUGAUUUAUCCAUCCCGUCUCCCGCCAACUUCACCACGCCUCACUCACAGCACCAUGGCUUCUGCCACGGGUAUCACACAGAAAGAGGAGCUGGCCUUCCGUCAUAACACUCUCAACAAUAAGCAGUUGUCCGCACAAGAUCGCGAGGCCCUCAUCCGCUCCCAUCUUCCGCCCGAACCCAUCAACGUCUCCCACUCAUCCUCGCCUUCACCAGCUCCCUCCUCCCCGUCCCGAUCGAAGCGCUCCCGUAGCCGAUCCAACAAGCCAAAAGCUGGUCCCGUUCGGUCUUUCGUCUACUUUAUCGUAUACCAGAUUAUCGCCCUCAUCUUCUCAAUCUUCUUCCGCUUCCGACGCUCAUGGCGACUGUUCUGGUACAAGUUCCGCUCGGUCAUGGGCCACCACCACCGCUCCCCCGAGUGGAUCGUUAGCGACGUAAAGAACCUCGAACAGAUCCCCAAGCACCUUAGUGUCGUGCUCGACUAUCACGAGGAUGAUCAGGAUCAGGGUACCGCUGGUUUGGAAGGCCUCGUAAACGACGUGUGCGAGAUCGCUGCCUGGACUGCCGCCGCCGGCAUCCCGUUUCUGAGCGUCUACGAACCCACAGGCGUCCUCAAAAACUACCAUACCCAAACCUAUGCCGCUAUCCAACAAACUCUCGAAACCUACUUCGGCUCCCGCCGUCGUCCAACCCUCACUGUGAAAGCGCCUCACAUGACUUCGUACUCGCCCCCCGGCACACCUUCCUCCGAUCCCACAGAAAAUGGCUCCACCACUUCGCGCCCCCACUUGACCGUUCUCCUGCUCUCCGAGCUGGAUGGUCGCGAUACCAUUGUCGAUUUGACCGUGACGCUCGCACAAAUGGCGCAAAAGGGCGAUGUACGCAUCGACCAGAUCGACGCCAACCUCAUCGACGCCGAGCUCAACGACCACGUUAGCACCGAGCCGGAUCUGCUCAUUCUGUUUAGCCCCACAGUCGUAUUGAAGGGAUAUCCGCCGUGGCAACUAAGGUUGACCGAGAUCUUUCACCUCCCGGACAACAAAGGCGUCAACUAUCAAGUCUUUCUCCAAGCUCUCAAGAAAUUCGGAAAAGCAGAGUUUCGCAUCGGUCGCUAG